Molecule: messenger RNA, 258 nt
Organism: Ixodes scapularis (black-legged tick)
Lineage: Eukaryota; Metazoa; Arthropoda; Arachnida; Ixodida; Ixodidae
Product: kappaPI-actitoxin-Avd3a-like
Exons: 3
Coding region: 1-258 (85 amino acids)
Molecular function (GO): serine-type endopeptidase inhibitor activity
Source: RefSeq, a predicted model, not a curated record
AUGAAGGCAACCAUUGCAGUCACCUGCUUCUUCUCUGCAAUCGUGCUCAUAUCUGCAAUCAGUAGAGAAGACUGUGAAGCACAACGUCCUUUCACAUCUUGCGCUCCUGAAGUUACUCCAAAAGUUACGUAUUACUACAACAACCGUACUAGCCAAUGCGAACAAGAUUUUGGCUGUGGAGGGGGCAAAAACGAUUUCCCAAGCCUCGAGAAAUGCAAAUUAAACUGUCCGUACGGAAAAUACGCAUUGCCAGCCUGA